Rubroshorea leprosula is the source of this 2234-nucleotide messenger RNA. Lineage: Eukaryota; Viridiplantae; Streptophyta; Magnoliopsida; Malvales; Dipterocarpaceae. The record is from the annotation of a GenBank genome assembly.
UUUUAGUUGUUUUUCUAAACAAAGUUCCCUGUUGCACAUUCAUGCUCAAUGCAGUGAACCCUGUUGCCUUUGUCCUUUAGGACAGAAACAAAAAUUGGGGACCACUGAAGAAAAAAUGACAUCCCUAUUUGUCAUGUACCCACUGUAGAAGUCAACUGUGAAGUUUAAUGAGUGAUCCUCCUUUCUCCUCCAAAUUGGCAAGAUUGAUAAGUCUAGAACAAAAUCCCUGAUCUUCCUGUUUAUCUAACCGGUUAAUCCAUGGCUCCCACAACUCCUAGACUAGUGAUCCCGAUAGACUUGAAGAAGAAACCAUGGGAGCAAAAUCAACCCCUUCACAACCGUUGGCACCCCCAAAUACCACCAGUUGCAGAUGUUAAAGUCGGUGAGGUCUUUAGAGUAGAGAUGGUAGAUUGGACUGGAGGUGCUGUGAAAGAUGAUGAUUGUGCAAUUGAUAUAAAAUUUAUAGACCUUUCCCCUGUACAUUAUCUAAGUGGUCCAAUAAGGGUCCUAGAUAAGGAUGGCAUACCAGCCAAGCCAGGCGACCUUCUUGUAGUUGAAAUCUGCAACUUAGGUCCUCUACCAGGAGAUGAAUGGGGUUUUACAGCAUCCUUUGAUAGGGAAAAUGGAGGUGGUUUUUUGACAGACCAUUUCCCUAGUGCAACCAAAGCUAUUUGGUAUUUUGAAGGAAUUUUUGCCUACUCUCCUCACAUACCAGGGGUAAGAUUUCCAGGUUUGACUCACCCUGGAAUAAUUGGGACUGCUCCAUCAAUGGAACUCCUAAACAUAUGGAAUGAAAGGGAAAGAGAACUUGAAAAAAAUGGUCAUCAGACUCUAAAACUAUGUGAGGUUUUGCAUUCUCGACCACUGGCAAACUUACCAACUACCAAAGGAUGCCUCUUAGGGAAGAUACCAGUAGGCACUGCUGGAUGGGAAACAAUUGCCAAGGAAGCUGCAAGGACCAUUCCAGGAAGAGAAAACGGAGGAAAUUGUGACAUCAAAAAUCUGAGUAGGGGUUCGAAGAUAUACCUUCCUGUGUUUGUUGAGGGAGCAAAUUUUAGCACUGGUGAUAUGCACUUUUCCCAAGGUGAUGGUGAAAUCGCCUUCUGCGGGGCAAUUGAAAUGAGUGGCUUUCUAGAGCUCAAAUGUGAAAUUAUAAGGGGUGGGAUGAAAGAGUACCUUACUCCAAUGGGGCCGACUCCUCUUCAUGUAAAUCCAAUAUUUGAGAUAGGUCCAGUUGAGCCUAGAUUCUCAGAAUGGUUGGUGUUUGAAGGAAUAAGUGUUGAUGAGAGUGGAAGGCAACAUUACCUGGAUGCAAGUGUUGCUUACAAACGUGCAGUACUUAAUGCAAUUGACUACCUCUCAAAAUUUGGAUACUCAAAAGAACAGGUUUACCUUCUGCUAUCUUGCUGCCCAUGUGAAGGAAGGAUCUCUGGAAUAGUUGAUUCUCCCAAUGCUCUUGCAACACUUGCAAUCCCAACUGCUAUUUUUGACCAGGAUAUUCGUCCUAAGAUUGGAAAGGUGCCUGUUGGGCCUCGUCUAGUGAGAAAACCAGAUGUUCUGAGAUGCACUUAUGAUGGUAAUCUGCCCACCACAAAGAACCCAGCUGCCUCAAUGUAACUUCAGCAAAGCCACAUAGAAGAAGACUUACAUUUUAUAUCCCUAGCAGGCUUUAGUCAUGUCAAAAUGACCAUUAGAUGGAAAAACAGUGGUGUAUUUAAACAACAUCCACCUCUAAGGUAAACACAAUAUCUUGAAACUAUAAAUCAAAACCUUCUCCUAAAAAUAAAGUUCUGUAUGUUGCAAGAAUUCCAAUAGAAUGUUUAGCCAACACCAUUACACAAUCAUGAUUCAUGAAUAUGUUGUAAAAUAUUGAAUUGUUGAUGAACCCUUACAGAAGUAGAAUUACAAGAUGGAGAGACAAUUUCUGGAGAAAUAAAUAUCAUUUAGCAAAUAAAUUCAUAAUCAUGAGAUCUUUCAGUUCAUGUAAAUAAAAUAACUCAAUGUUAAAUUAGUAGAGAGAUGUACUGCCCAAACUUUUAAGAGUUGUGAUCCUUGAAAGCAAACAAAAAAGGAUCUUAUAGACUGAUGGCUACUUAUCCUAAGAAGUUACCUUGAACAUUUGACUAGUUGUGACCUACCUAGUAAUAUAUUGAUAGUGUUCUAUGGUGUUGGAGAGACGGACAUUGGACACCAACAGACCAGAGCCAAAGAUCUAACUCCACACUCAGCACCUA